AUGAAAACCAUUGCCCUCAUAUCCGGCGGCAAGGACAGCCUCCUCUCCGUGCUGCUGGCGAUGCGGUACGGGCACACGCCUGUCGUGUUGGCAAACAUCUGCCCGACGUGCAACGAGGGACCCGAGCACGUGCACGAAAUCGACUCUUAUUCCUUUCAAACGGUGGGCCACGAGGCGGUGGAGUCUAUCGCCGUCUGUAUGGAACUGCCUCUCCGCCGUGCGUACAUUCGGGCGGGCCAAUCGAAGGUGCAGGGGCUUCACUACACGAAGGAGCGCGACGAGGAGGACGAGGUUGAGACGCUCUAUCGUCUGCUGCGCACCGUGAAGGAGGAGUUUCCGGAGGUGGAGGGCGUGACUACGGGCGCCAUUUUGUCCCACUACCAGCGUUAUCGUGUGGAGGAUGUCUGCGAUCGUCUAGGGCUUCACUCGCUUGCGUUCCUCUGGCAGCGCCCCGCGGAGGAGGUGCUCGACAUAGCCGCCGCGUUACAGUUGCACGCGAUUCUGGUAAAGACGGCCUCCAUUGGCCUCGACCCGAGGAUUCAUGUUGGGUUGUCGUUGGAAGCCGUGCGUCCUGCGCUGGAGAAGGCGCAACGGUUAUACGGGACCCACAGUGCGGGCGAGGGGGGCGAAUUUGAGACGAUUGUCUUGGACUGCCCACUCUUCAGGGAGCAAUGCCUGGAGAUUGCGUCGCUUGAGCGGGUCAUUGUGGAUGACAACGACUAUUCACCCUCCGGUUACGCGCGUCUCAAGGUGCGUCGGCGGAACAAGACAAUGGAAGAAAAGAACUCAAGUAAGGAGUUGCUGCGGCGGCUUCCGAGCCUGACGUUUCCCUCGGAUAGCAUGCGUUACUUGCCCCACGUAGACCAGUUUCUCAAGGAGUGCGCAGAGACGCUUGAAUGGAGAACGAGCCCGACGCCGUGCAGCUCGGACACUGAGUUUUGGGGCUGCAACUGCUGCGACGUCUACGAGAGUGACGCUUGCCAGCGCGAGGACGAAAUGGAGUCUUGCGUCACGCGUGUCUUUCGACGAAUCGUAGAGGACAUGUUGGGGAAAAAACGUGAGGCUUUCUUUUUCUUGGUGCUUGCUCCCUCCUUGCAGUCCUUUGAGAUUGUCUCUGAAGCGCUUGCACGUUGCUUUCCUUACCUUCAAGCGCCCGGGUGUGCUUUUGCGGAGGCGUCGGAACUAGGGCGGUUUCGUGUGGAGGUUCUUUCCUCUCUACGAGAGGGCAUUCAACGGGGGACGCUGCAGGUAGGAAGCAGCAGUUGCUGCGGUCCCGUCUCUGUAGGGUCACAAUCCUUUGCGAACCGUGUCAACCUCGACGCGGAGCGCCGCGUGAUUGUGAGUGGAUGCAUCGGUUUGGUGCCUGUGGCGCGACGCCUGGCGGUGUCUGAGGACAUGCCGGAGCUAUUGAGUAUGUCGCUUUCGCGCCUCUCGCACAGCGUGGGCCUGGAGGAGGGUGCCGUGAGGGCAUUUAUCGUCCAAUUUGCUUUCACGUAUGCAAACAGUGUUCUUGGGCUCACGCACUUUGGCGGUGAGGCCACAUUUGCCACUCACGCAACUUUUUUCCUGAGCGAAAUGCAGUUCGCAUCGUUGGUGCCUUCCUUGUGGCGGUGGUGCACCGGCGAUGCCACGAGGCUUCUGCCUUGGGGAGACCCACACGUGCGUGGCGCGGCGGGUGGCGUGGUCUGCCGCAUCCUUCACGCAACACAGCUCCCGUCCUCUGCUGCGGUGGAACUUGUGCUGGAACGCCGCGAGCCUCUUUUGGAAGAGGCGUGGUAA
Molecule: messenger RNA, 1779 nt
Organism: Trypanosoma conorhini
Lineage: Eukaryota; Euglenozoa; Kinetoplastea; Trypanosomatida; Trypanosomatidae
Product: putative ATP-binding protein
Exons: 1
Coding region: 1-1779 (592 amino acids)
Biological process (GO): protein histidyl modification to diphthamide
Molecular function (GO): diphthine-ammonia ligase activity
Source: RefSeq, a predicted model, not a curated record